GAGAGAGAGAGUGAGCAGAGAGAGGUGGAAAGAUUGAGGGCAGUUCUCUAGUUACGGGGGGGGACGUGAAUGUCCGUUAGCUGCGUCUUGCUGAUAAUAGCACACAUCAGCCACAGCGCUGCGACUGAGAGCACAGACAGAGAGCUGAGAGUUGAACAGCUGAGUGCCGGAAUGACACUGUAGACGAGCGUAGAAGCGCGGAGGAAAGCGGGAGAGAGAGCGCAUCGUUCCGCGCCUUGGAGAGAGCCGAGCACAAAGGACCGAGAGAGCAGGAGAGGAGGAAAGACACAGGCUUGUUGUUUUGUCACGGUGAAGGGGAGUAAAAGUUCUCCCCAGGCAGAGAGCAGUGCUGAGGUCAGCAGCAGGGGGGAGGUGAACGUGGUGGGAGAAGUGGGGCAGCUGCGGGGAGGCUCACAGGGGGGUCCGCUCCUGCAGGCGCACAUCUCAUUGGUGUGGAGAGCCCAGGAGAUCCGGGGGGAGACCGUUGAAGCGCUCCGACCCCGUAGCCCGCCGUCACUCGCCCGGGGUGGCGAUGAUAAUGCCCCGCGCCGGACCAGGAUCUCUCCGCAUGGCUACCUCAGGAGCAUGAGGGCAGACACUGGGUACCCGCCACAAGACACCGACCGCUGGGAACAUUGCCUGUUCCCCUCCCUCGCUUAGCCAAGUGGCCGAAAGUUGCUGCUGUUGCUGGGGGUGGUAGAUAGAUUGGCGGUUUCUGGGCUCGGCGUGAACCAGUAGGCUACAGGUCACAGAGGGACUGCAAGUGGGGGGGGGGUGUCGUGACCUGUGGUCUCUGAGACAUGGUAGAGUGUGUUGUAGUUGAGAGCCCCCCUGCAGAGGCAUCAUUAGAGCAUGGAGAAGUCCAGCAGUGAAGAGUCCGCCAUUCACCGCAGCCCGUCCGUGGAUAGCCGCGACUCCGACUUUGCCCGCGCCUCCACUUCCGGCCGCCCGCUCGGUGGCCGCGGCUUCACCGCCGGUGCGUUCUACGGCUCCACGGGGCCGCAUGGCGCCGCUCCACAGGGGCCCGCUGGGACCGCGGCCGAUGCUAGCGUCAACGUCGGAGGGGACAAGAGCAGCGCCAACAAGUACACCGCGCCGAAAGGCAGCAAAUACGUGGUCUUUUACCUGGAUCUAUCCUUUGUGUUCCUUUUAGAGUUCAAGAAGUGCAACAUGGCACGCGGCUGUCUUUGCUGUCUGAAGUACAUGAUGUUCCUCUUCAACCUCAUCUUCUGGCUGUGUGGCUGUGGGCUACUUGGCGUGGGCAUCUGGCUGUCUGUGUCCCAGGGCAGCUUCGCCACCUUCUCGCCCUCCUUCCCGUCGCUCUCCGCGGCCAACCUAGUUAUUGCCAUCGGCGCCAUCGUCAUGGUAACCGGCUUUCUUGGCUGCCUGGGUGCCAUCAAGGAGAACAAGUGCCUGCUUCUGAGUUUCUUCAUUGUCUUGCUGAUUAUCCUGCUGGCGGAGCUGAUACUACUCAUCCUUUUCUUUGUGUAUUCAGAUAAGGUCAGUGAGAAUGCCAAGCAGGACCUGAAGGAUGGUCUGGCUCUGUACAACACAGAUAACAAUGUUGGCCUCAGAAAUGCCUGGAACAUCAUCCAAGCAGAGUGGAAGUGCUGUGGCGUGGUGGGGUACACAGAUUGGCAUGAGGCCCUCAAGGAGAAGGUGGUGCCCGACCGCUGCUGCCAGGAGCACUACCAGGAGUGUGGACGCAACUCCACCAACAUGUUCUGGUCUCGGGGCUGCUAUGAGAAGGUGGAGGAGUGGCUCGAUGACAAUAAGCAUCUCAUGGGAACCAUUGGAAUGUGCAUCUUGGUAGUGCAGCUCCUGGGCAUGGCGUUUUCCAUGACACUGUUCCACCAGAUCCACAGAACAGGGAAGAAGUACGACGCUUAGCGGGGGACAAACAGGACAUAGAAAAAGGAGCCCCAUGCACUGCCUGAUGGGAUAGACUCUGGGUGGCCCCUCCAUACCAUCCCUCUUUCAUCCCUAAGCUUCCCUUCCCACUCGUCCCAGAAACCAUGUUCAGGCAGCAUCUCUCGCCCUUCUCCUCUGCUCUGUCCACUACACCAUUCAUUUGCCAAAGAGAAAUGGGACUGGUAUAUAAAAGGACAAAUAUGCUUUUGGCAAGGAACCCUUAAAUUUUCUCUUUUCUUUAGAAGUAUGUGUCUAUUUUUGGGGUGCUUGGACUAACAGUAAGGAUUUUCUGAAACGACGGAAGCUUUACUAAUGCUCACAUCCCCCUGCAAGGCAAAGAAAGAAAAGACAAGAAAAAUGAUAUUGUAGUUCCCUCCAGGUUUUUAUGGAUUUUGUUGUGUUGAUGAUUCAUGUUAAUUUCCUUUUUCUCUUGUAAAUUAUGAAAGGCUCCCAGAUAGCAUGCUAGUUUUAUACUCCCUGGAACCCUUUGUCAUUGAAAUAUCAAAAUGUCUGAAAAAAGUUCCCCGCCGAAUACAAUUAUUAUUUUCUUCUCCUGUGCUUUAUGCUCCAGUGGAAUGGAGCAUUUGAUUUGAUAAGCGUUACCUGUUGUCAGAAGUGUGUUAUGUAUGAGACGUGACGAGAUGCUGUGGAAGGUUAGAGGUCAAGGUUCAGGGUGGAUAAAAAGUCAACGCCACAAUGCCAUGAGUUGGUGCUCCGGAUUCAGAGAGGUCAGGAGCGUCCUGUGAUGGGCAGAAUGAUACCUCUUGUAAUCAAUAGUUAUUUCAACCAGAUCACCAGGACAACCAUCUAUCCAAGCAACACAUAUAUAAUCACACUAUUGUUGUGCUCUCGAUGAACCCCCCCCCCACCACCACCAUUCUCCUAGUGUGUAACCCCGGGAACGUCCAUUCUCACAGAAGAGCAAAUGGACUGAUUCUAAAUGAGUUGAAAACGGGACUUUGAGGACUGGCAUGUGGAGGGAUGUGGUGCCGUUCAGCCUCUCUCUGAUGGCACCGACAAGGGAGCAACGGUGUUUGAUCUGAAUGAUGGAGAUGCCACCGCUGCAGAGACGGCAUGAUCCAAGAGGACAGAGAAAGCAGAGCUGCUGGAUGGAUGGCUGUCUCCAGACGUCUACUAAACGAUGGAUUGUCUGAACGAAAGAGUAGGAGGGAGAGUUAAUCCGCAGUGUUUCUCCGCUGGCACAACUCUCUCAUUUGUAUUCUCUCUCUCCACGCGUCGGUGUUAUGUUUCGCAGUGCACAUUUCCAGUGACAUUCCUGCUAGACUACAAGUGAUGAUGUAUCUCUACCUCUAGUCUGGAUGCUGCUGUUCUAUUUUUCAGAGAGCAUCCCCCUGCUUCAGAUGGGGGGAGGGAGGGAGGGAGUUGGAGCAAAAGACCAGGCAGUGGUUUGGCAAUGGCAACGCACCCUGUAGACAUGUUUUUAGAAUAAAUGUAUGAUUCAACAGCAGGAGUCCUGUUUAAUUGAGCAACAAGGGUUGUUCUAUUCAGGCUCCUUAGACGGCUGUAUUGUGAACCAGGCAUGGUUAAACUGCAGCCCCACUCAGUCUGCCCCAGGGGAAGUUCAGCUACAAAAUUAUUAACUUUUUUUUGUGGUCAGGAUUAUUAUUUUUAGGUCAGGAAAACACAGCAAGAUUGAUCUUGAAUGUCUAAAACUUUAUUUUUAAAAAGUGGGUAGGAAAGUUACUGGCCCUACUUAUUUUCCUUAUUUUACUGCCCUCUGUUGUUAGCCCACUCGACUGCUCCGAACUGCUUUGGAUGGCAGUCAUUAGGCACCAAAUGGACUGGAACAAGACUAAGUGGGAUUUUCUGUUGCACGCCUUACUGAACAUGAACCAAGUUUUCUUUUAACUCAUCAUGCAGAAGUACAGGGAACUUUAAGGAGUAGUCGCUGCCAACAGUCUCCUGGUAGUAAUCAGCUGACUGAUUGUUAACACGAAGGAGAAAUAACUGAAUGCUGACUGUACUUAGUCAUUUGUUUAGCAGUUUGAUAAACGGGACCAGAAGUGUCUCAGUUCUAAAAUGUUAUCCUAGAAACACAGGAAGUUCAGGGGCUUAGGGUUCUGCUGGGGAUUCGACGUGUAAGAACUGACACUGCAUUGCUGCUAUGGGGAUGUUGUGUCGAAGAGAAAUGAGAAGGAAGAGGAUAUUGAACAAGCUAGCUCAGAGACACUGUGGCCUAGCUCUCACCCUCCGUUUGCAUUGAGAAACGUCCACAGGAUCAUUGUUAUAAUUUCACGGCUAUGGGUGAUGUGCCCUGGGAUCUACAUACUUUCAGCUGUGGUAGAUUGCAGUGGACAGGGGGUUGUGUGUGUCGGCGUCACACUGUAGGCUCAGAUGGUGGUUGUCUCUGAUUCAUCCAGUUCCCUUUCAUACUCCCAUGUUUGACUUCCACAAGGAAAGCUAGCAGCUGCUGAAGCAAAGCAUGUGAGCGGUCACAUUCUCUCUGCCUGGGUGCAUCAGCAAACAUUUGUCACAAUUUAUGCUCCAGUAAAUUCUGGGAAGUACUGUACAUGCCAGGGUUGACGUUUGUGGAGACAUAGUUGGUCUGGUCACUGAAGACCACGUUUUCUGUUACCUACAUGUGUAUCCUGUGUAUCUCCCUUGUUCACUCUUGUACCUCCUCCCCUGAGUAGGACCAGGUAGUAGUUAGGAGAUAUUGGCCAUUAUACUUUCUCCCAGAAGUAAUACUGAAUCUGACAGAAUUCUGAAGACUACAUUAAUAAGUUCUGUGAUCAUUAUUGCUUUGGGAAAGCCACAGUGUGUGAAGUGAUAUAGUGGGAUGGAAUGGUUUAAUGUUGAAUAAACUGAAGGGCAGCCUCUUCAGCAUGAUUACAGGCAGACGUAUAUCUUAAAAUGUUGAAGACACACCGCCUUCACAGCAUUCAUUACGUCAGGCCUGGAAAAUGAAUCAUGUAAAUAUCCCCAUCUGUUUACCUCCAUUGACAUAAAUCCAACACUCAGUGCCCUCUCUGAAAUGUAAUAUGUCUCCUAUUUUAGAAAUGUUUCAGUUCCUCUGUGGGAAUUUUGUCAUGUUCUUUAGUCUUCAAUUGGUUCUUCAGUGUUAUGUCAAAAUAAUUGUCUUUCUGUUUGUAGGGGGGGGCAGAAGGUGACUAUCACUUUAACACAAGUAUGAUUUUCUCCCCCCUCCCUUUUUGUUUUUUAACAUUGGCUGUCCUUGCUUUUUACACUUAUGUUUAUGUACGCUGUGUUACUAUGUUCUACUUGGCUUAGUUUUCUGUCUGAAGCUCGCUGUCAGUCACCUGGAGAACAUGACACCAUUAGUAUUAUAUCCUCGGGAUUACAGACGGAGAGUUAGACAAGAGUUGCAGAUAAAGAGGAAUAACGUUAGACUCCUUUUCAAGGUGUAACUUAACCACCUCCCUGUAUUAACUUAGCUGGGAGUCCUGUUUGAGGGAGGAAGAUGCAGAGAGAAAAUGAAUGACUGCACGUUUGUUGUUUGGUUUCGAAGUGAAGACCCUGUGUACAUUAGGAAUGUGCUAUUCUGUUGUCUGUAGUAUGUCUUUUUAACCAUGCCUGUGCUUCUUUUGUGAAUGCCCACCCAAAUCAUGGCCUGUGGAGUGAGGUACAUCUCAGAUGAAACUGACUGCACAAAAGAAUUCCUUUCACUGCGUUACCUUUUUCCUAGUCCAACGUGUGUAAAUAUUCUAACUUCACUUCAGCUGGGAGAAUGUUGGUCUUGCACCUCUGCAACAGAAAGGAACUCAUUAGUCUAAUGCCCAUUGGCAUCUUCUGAUAUUGAAAGAAAUUCCAAAACGACACCAGGAUGUUACCAACUAACACCCACACUUCUCUGACUGUUUUUCUGGAAGGAAUUUUCUCCGCUGUGUGAGCUCAUUUCCCACCCAUUAAUUAGUGUUAUUUUAUUUGUUUGAUAGUUUGUACUUUUUAUUCAGGAGCAGUGUAAUUAAAUGUAAAUGUGUUUUAUGGGGUUAGUACUGUAUUCAUAUUUUUAUUUACAAUAUUGCGACGUGUAGUAAGGGAUAGAAGACAUCCAUGGAUUUGUAAUGAGCAUUAGGUAUUCUUUCUUUUCACAUGGAAACUGCUACAGAGAAGGAAAUAAUGUUUUGGGGGGGGAGGUUUUAACGGCUAUUUCAAACGAAGCAGCUCAUUUCUACCACCUUUGACUUAUUUUUAUAAUCUCAUACCUAAUCCCCCACCCGCUAAAGCUGACUGAGCUGUUGCCUCUGAAAUGUAUGCUAUUGAAUGGUGUGUUUGAUGUAGUUUCAUGGCAAACGGCAGUAUUAUUUGGUACCUGUCAGCCUUGUCCUGUGGAGUUUUUUGCUACAUGUAAAAGCACUCUGGAUAUCUAUAUUAGGUGGAGCACUACAUUUCAUUCUUUAAAUCCUACUAUUUUUUUGAAUAAAGAAAAAUGUGUGGCAAAAUC
This is a messenger RNA of Esox lucius (northern pike), 6337 nucleotides long. RefSeq names its product tetraspanin 9a (gene tspan9a). The transcript has 7 exons. Gene Ontology annotation, cellular component: membrane. The coding region runs from base 853 to 1890 and encodes 345 amino acids. The record is from RefSeq and is a predicted model, not a curated record. NCBI's taxonomy places the organism in Eukaryota, Metazoa, Chordata, Actinopteri, Esociformes, Esocidae.